CUGACCUAACUGGACUGCUAAAGAGGGCAAAAUGUUUUAAUUUGCCCUAAAUCAAGAACCCUGUUCACAUUGUGGUAGUCACACACUGAAUCCAAUCCCUAAAGGAACGAUUACCUGAAGAAAUCUUCCCACACAAACAUGGCAGAAUUUGAGGAAGCAGACAAUGCAGAAGCCAUAAUCACCAGAAUCGAACACAAGUCUCGCAAGAUCGAAAGCUUACUCAAACAGUACAAACCAGUGGAAGCUCUGAAGACAGCUCUUGAAGGGUCCCCUCCCAAUACCAAAGAUGAGCGCUGUAAGUCCGCGAACUGGAUUGUGGUACAUAGGGCGAUAAUGGCGAUUAAAGAUGUAGAUAGUUUGUUCUCAUCUCUUGAUCCCGAGUACUACGACGUUCUCAUGAAGUACUUAUAUAGAGGUUUAUCUACUGGAGAUCGUCCCACCUGUGAUCAAUGCUUACGAAUUCAUGAAAAGCUGACAGAGAAAGCCGGAUUAGGGUGCAUACUACGAUCUCUGGCAGACAAAGUUAACACCGUCUAGUUAUCCUUUCUUUUCCUUUAUAUUAUCCCCACAUUUGUUCUACCACAAAUCAUAAAAGAGGCCAAACUCUGUUAGCCCCUUGAAAAGGUGGUCUCUUUGUGGGUAUAGAAUAUCUCUGCAUAUUUGUACAGGAUUUCAAAUCAUAUGAAGAUUUGCCAUGGAGUUUACAACCUUGUAAUAAUUAUUGAGUGCAUGUUGGUCCUUGUACUUCGUUGCAAUCACCAAUUGUAAGGAUAAUUACACAAGCA
Sesamum indicum (sesame) is the source of this 785-nucleotide messenger RNA. Its product is annotated as actin-related protein 2/3 complex subunit 5A. The record is from RefSeq and is a predicted model, not a curated record. Gene Ontology annotation, cellular component: Arp2/3 protein complex; actin cytoskeleton. NCBI's taxonomy places the organism in Eukaryota, Viridiplantae, Streptophyta, Magnoliopsida, Lamiales, Pedaliaceae. Gene Ontology annotation, biological process: regulation of actin filament polymerization; Arp2/3 complex-mediated actin nucleation.